CAGAACGUCCUGAUACCAUGUUGGGAGUUGUAUGUGGGGCUCUCCAUGUGGCAGAUGUGAGCCUGAGGAAUAGUGUCUCUAACUUCCUUCAUUCCUUAGAAAGGGGUCAAGUCCUUCCUGCUCACACACUUCUGAACACAGUAGAUGUUGAACUUAUCUAUGAAGGAAUCAAAUAUGUACUUAAGGUGACUCGACAGUCUCCCAACUCUUAUGUGGUGAUCAUGAACGGCUCAUGUGUAGAAGUUGAUGUGCAUCGGCUGAGUGAUGGUGGACUGCUCUUAUCUUAUGAUGGCAGCAGUUAUACCACUUACAUGAAGGAAGAAGUGGAUAGAUACCGAAUCACAAUUGGCAAUAAAACUUGUGUGUUUGAGAAAGAAAAUGACCCAUCUGUAAUGCGCUCACCUUCUGCUGGGAAGUUAAUCCAGUAUAUCGUGGAAGAUGGAGGCCAUGUGUUUGCUGGCCAGUGCUAUGCUGAGAUUGAGGUAAUGAAGAUGGUGAUGACUUUAACAGCCGUAGAAUCUGGGUGCAUCCAUUAUGUCAAGCGAUCUGGAGCAGCUCUUGACCCUGGCUGUGUGAUAGCCAAAAUGCAGCUGGACAACCCCAGUAAAGUCCAACAGGCUGAACUUCACACAGGUAGCCUGCCACAGAUUCAGAGCACAGCUCUCAGAGGCGAGAAGCUCCAUCGAGUGUUCCACUACGUCCUGGAUAACCUAGUUAAUGUGAUGAGUGGAUACUGCCUUCCAGAUCCUUUCUUCAGCAGCAGGGUAAAAGACUGGGUAGAACGAUUGAUGAAGACUCUCAGAGAUCCCUCCCUGCCUCUUCUAGAGUUGCAGGAUAUCAUGACCAGUGUUUCUGGCCGUAUUCCCCUCAGUGUGGAGAAGUCUAUUAAGAAGGAAAUGGCUCAGUAUGCUAGCAACAUCACAUCAGUUCUCUGUCAGUUUCCCAGCCAGCAGAUUGCCAACAUCUUAGAUAGUCAUGCAGCUACACUGAACCGGAAAUCUGAGCGGGAAGUCUUCUUCAUGAACACCCAGAGCAUUGUCCAGCUGGUGCAGAGGUACCGAAGUGGCAUCCGUGGCCACAUGAAGGCUGUGGUGAUGGAUCUGCUCCGACAGUACCUGCGUGUGGAGACACAGUUUCAGAAUGGCCACUACGACAAAUGUGUGUUUGCCCUUCGAGAAGAGAACAAAAGUGACAUGAACACUGUACUGAAUUACAUCUUCUCCCACGCUCAGGUCACCAAAAAGAAUCUUCUGGUCACAAUGCUUAUUGAUCAGUUGUGUGGACGGGACCCUACACUUACAGAUGAGCUGCUAAAUAUCCUCACAGACCUAACUCAACUCAGCAAGACCACCAAUGCUAAAGUGGCGCUGCGGGCUCGUCAGGUUCUUAUUGCUUCCCAUUUGCCAUCAUAUGAGCUCCGCCAUAACCAAGUAGAGUCUAUCUUCUUAUCAGCCAUUGACAUGUAUGGACACCAGUUUUGCAUUGAGAAUCUGCAGAAACUCAUUCUUUCGGAAACAUCUAUUUUCGAUGUCCUACCAAACUUUUUUUACCACAGCAACCAGGUGGUGAGGAUGGCAGCUCUGGAGGUAUAUGUUCGAAGGGCUUAUAUUGCCUACGAACUUAACAGCGUACAACACCGCCAGCUUAAGGACAACACCUGCGUGGUGGAAUUUCAGUUCAUGCUGCCCACAUCUCAUCCAAACAGAGGGAACAUCCCCACGCUAAACAGAAUGUCCUUUGCCUCCAACCUCAACCACUAUGGCAUGACUCAUGUAGCUAGUGUCAGCGAUGUUCUGCUGGACAACUCAUUCACUCCACCUUGUCAGCGAAUGGGCGGAAUGGUCUCUUUCCGGACCUUUGAGGAUUUUGUCAGGAUCUUUGAUGAAAUAAUGGGCUGCUUCUGUGACUCCCCACCCCAAAGUCCCACGUUCCCAGAGUCUGGUCAUACAUCGCUCUAUGAUGAGGAGAAGGUCCCCAGGGAUGAACCAAUACACAUUCUGAAUGUGGCUAUCAAGACUGAUGGUGAUAUUGAAGAUGACAAGCUUGCAGCUAUGUUCAGAGAGUUCACCCAGCAAAAUAAAGCUACUCUGGUUGAGCAUGGGAUCCGACGACUUACGUUCCUGGUUGCACAAAAGGAUUUCAGAAAACAAGUCAACUAUGAGGUGGAUCAGAGAUUUCAUAGAGAAUUUCCCAAAUUUUUCACAUUCCGAGCAAGGGAUAAGUUUGAGGAGGACCGCAUUUAUCGUCAUCUUGAACCUGCUCUGGCUUUCCAAUUGGAGCUGAACCGGAUGAGAAAUUUUGACCUCACUGCCAUUCCAUGUGCUAAUCACAAGAUGCACUUGUAUCUUGGGGCAGCUAAGGUGGAAGUGGGCACAGAAGUAACUGACUACAGGUUCUUUGUCCGUGCAAUCAUCAGGCAUUCUGAUCUGGUCACAAAGGAAGCUUCUUUUGAGUAUCUACAAAAUGAAGGGGAGCGGCUGCUCCUGGAAGCCAUGGAUGAAUUGGAAGUUGCUUUUAAUAAUACAAAUGUCCGCACUGACUGUAACCACAUCUUCCUCAACUUUGUGCCCACAGUCAUCAUGGACCCAUCCAAGAUUGAAGAAUCUGUGCGGAGCAUGGUAAUGCGCUAUGGAAGUCGGCUGUGGAAAUUGCGCGUCCUCCAGGCAGAACUGAAAAUCAACAUUCGCCUGACAACAACUGGAAAAGCAAUUCCCAUCCGCCUCUUCCUGACAAAUGAGUCUGGCUAUUACUUGGACAUCAGCCUGUAUAAGGAAGUGACUGACUCCAGGACAGCACAGAUCAUGUUUCAGGCAUAUGGAGACAAGCAGGGACCACUGCACGGAAUGUUAAUCAAUACUCCAUAUGUGACCAAAGACCUUCUUCAGUCAAAGAGAUUUCAGGCGCAGUCCUUAGGAACAACGUAUAUAUAUGAUAUCCCAGAAAUGUUUCGACAGUCGCUCAUCAAACUCUGGGAGUCUAUGUCCACUCAAGCAUUCCUUCCCUCACCCCCUCUACCUUCUGACAUGCUGACAUACACUGAGCUGGUGUUGGAUGAUCAAGGCCAGUUGGUCCAUAUGAACAGGCUUCCAGGAGGAAAUGAGAUUGGCAUGGUAGCUUGGAAAAUGAGCCUUAAAAGCCCUGAAUAUCCAGAUGGCCGGGAUAUCAUCGUCAUUGGCAAUGACAUUACAUAUCGGAUUGGGUCCUUUGGGCCUCAAGAGGAUUUGCUGUUUCUCAGAGCUUCUGAACUUGCCAGGGCAGAAGGUAUCCCACGCAUCUAUGUGGCAGCUAACAGUGGAGCUAGAAUUGGACUGGCAGAAGAAAUCCGUCAUAUGUUCCAUGUGGCCUGGGUAGAUCCAGAGGAUCCCUACAAGGGUUACAAGUAUUUAUAUCUGACACCCCAGGACUAUAAAAGAGUCAGUGCCCUGAAUUCUGUCCACUGUGAACAUGUAGAGGAUGAAGGUGAAUCCAGGUAUAAGAUAACUGAUAUUAUUGGGAAAGAAGAAGGACUUGGAGCAGAGAACCUUCGGGGUUCUGGAAUGAUUGCUGGAGAAUCCUCAUUGGCUUAUGAUGAGAUCAUCACCAUCAGCCUGGUUACAUGCCGGGCCAUUGGUAUCGGGGCUUACCUUGUCCGACUGGGACAAAGAACAAUCCAGGUUGAGAAUUCUCACUUAAUUCUGACAGGAGCUGGUGCCCUCAACAAAGUCCUUGGUCGGGAAGUGUAUACCUCCAACAAUCAGCUUGGAGGCAUCCAGAUCAUGCACAACAAUGGGGUCACCCACUCUACUGUUUGUGAUGACUUUGAGGGGGUUUUCACAGUCUUACAAUGGCUGUCAUACAUGCCCAAGAGCGUGCAUAGUUCAGUUCCUCUCCUGAAUUCCAAGGAUCCUAUAGAUAGAAUCAUCGAGUUCAUUCCCACAAAGGCCCCAUAUGAUCCUCGGUGGAUGCUGGCAGGCCGUCCUCACCCAACCCAGAAAGGCCAAUGGUUGAGUGGAUUUUUUGACUAUGGAUCUUUCUCAGAGAUUAUGCAACCUUGGGCACAGACUGUGGUGGUUGGUAGAGCCAGGUUAGGGGGAAUACCUGUGGGAGUAGUUGCGGUGGAAACCCGAACCGUGGAACUCAGUAUUCCAGCUGAUCCUGCAAACCUGGAUUCUGAAGCCAAGAUAAUCCAGCAGGCUGGCCAGGUUUGGUUCCCAGACUCUGCAUUUAAGACCUAUCAGGCUAUCAAGGACUUCAACCGUGAAGGGCUACCUCUAAUGGUCUUUGCCAACUGGAGAGGCUUCUCUGGUGGGAUGAAAGAUAUGUAUGACCAAGUGCUCAAGUUUGGCGCUUACAUUGUGGAUGGUUUGCGAGAAUGUUCCCAGCCUGUUAUGGUUUACAUUCCUCCCCAAGCUGAGCUGCGGGGUGGUUCUUGGGUUGUGAUUGACCCUACCAUCAACCCUCGGCACAUGGAGAUGUAUGCUGACCGAGAAAGCAGGGGAUCUGUUCUGGAACCAGAAGGGACAGUAGAAAUCAAAUUCCGCAAAAAGGAUUUGGUGAAAACCAUGCGUCGGGUAGAUCCAGUCUACAUCCACUUGGCUGAGCGAUUGGGCACCCCAGAGCUAAGCCCCACUGAGCGGAAGGAACUGGAGAACAAGUUGAAGGAACGGGAGGAGUUCCUAAUUCCCAUUUACCAUCAGGUAGCUGUGCAGUUUGCUGACUUGCACGACACACCAGGCCGGAUGCAGGAGAAGGGUGUUAUUAAUGAUAUCUUAGAUUGGAAAACAUCCCGUACCUUCUUCUACUGGCGGCUGAGGCGUCUCCUGCUAGAGGACUUGGUCAAGAAGAAAAUCCACAAUGCCAACCCUGAAUUGACUGACGGCCAGAUCCAGGCCAUGUUGAGACGCUGGUUUGUAGAAGUGGAAGGCACAGUAAAGGCUUACGUUUGGGACAAUAAUAAGGACCUGGUGGAGUGGCUGGAGAAGCAACUGACAGAGGAAGAUGGUGUCCGCUCAGUGAUAGAGGAGAACAUCAAAUACAUCAGCAGGGACUACGUCCUCAAGCAGAUCCGCAGCUUGGUACAGGCCAAUCCAGAAGUUGCCAUGGAUUCCAUCGUCCAUAUGACCCAGCACAUCUCACCCACUCAGCGAGCAGAAGUUGUAAGGAUCCUCUCCACCAUGGAUUCCCCUUCCACGUAGGAGAUGCUUCUCACCCAUUCCUGCCCUGUCUCUGGAGAAGAGAGCUAGGGCUGCCUCUUACAUCUGAAACCACUGUAAUGAGAAGGCACCGGACGCCCAGUACUUGAGUCAGAGUGGCAUUUGCUUCCCCUUGAAUGUGUCAGGUUCUGCAUGACAUCCUGGGCUGUAGGAUCACACAGCCCAGUCACACAUACCCAGUUCAGUAUUUGUUAGCCCAGCUCUGCUGACAGUCCUCUUUCCAUGCACAGGACUAGAAGGCAAUGAAGGGUACACGCCUGUACCAUGAGGUCUUACUAGACUAAAAGCAGGACCGCCUCCUGUCCUGCCCACCCCAGCACAGGGCUGUGGGGACAGUGUCCAAGCUUCUGCAGCCCCUGCCCAAUGAGCCACAGCUGCAGCCACAGGCAGCAGGGGAGGGCUGGGGCUGAGGAUGGAGGAGACUCAAGUCCAUCCAUCACUGCCCCAUGUGCAGCCUGGCACACACCAGGCACUGGAGAGGAACAGUCCCCAUUUAACUAUACCAAGAUACCUAUUUAUGAGAGACGAGGGCAAAACCAUGAUUUAAGAGGCAGGCUGAAAAGCAGAUCAAGUCAUUUUUGCAAUUAAAACACUCUCAACCUUGAGUGGCUUCUCAGUACACCUGGGGAGAUGGCCAACGUGCCACCACCUUGCUUAUAUACCCAGGAGCUAAAGGCCAAUGCCAUAGCCUCUGUGUGGGUGUUUGGAGGCAGGCAAUGCAGAGCCUGAGGUGGUGAGCUAAAAGGAGACUAUCUUUCCUAUCAGAGAGUAGUCCGAGACAGAAGUCUCUUCUGAGGACUGGAAAGGUUGUCACUGUGGGGCCAUGCCUACAAAGUUACUCAUCCCUAUUCCUGGCAUAAAGUAUGGCAGGUCCACCUUGAUGACAGCUGGGCUUUCAGCACCGGACACUGGCCUUCCUGGUGUGAGAAAGCAUCCAGGGAACAAGAAUUCACCUACCCUUAAGAUUCCUUACAGUUCAGUCACGGUGCUGGUAUUUCCAGACUUUCUGGGUUCUCCAUGGCCGGCAACAGGGCCUCCUCAGAGGUGAGCUGCAGAGCUUAACAACCCAUUUAUCCAAGAAAGGAGCCUCGGUGUUCCCACUACAAGAGUGGAGAUGAUCAGCGCUGUUGCCUGCAGUAUGACUAAUGUUUCUCACUGGAGACCCAGGAGGAAAUCACUAAGAUGCCCCAGAAACCAUUGGCAUGAAUACUUCAGUCUGAGCCUUAACCCUGGAUUCUACAGAAAGAGCUGGCCUCCUCUUCAGGAACAUCUCGUUCUGAUAUUCCAGAGAACUUCUCAUCAGCUCCACAUCACAAGUAUUGCAAGUGGACAUCUGGGGGACUGGAUGCAAACUGUUCUGCCCCCACGAGCCCUGGUGGAAGGAACAGGCAGGCAGGAGCAGGUGGAGAGCAUCCUUAGUCCAGAAGGAAGCUUACCUGCUGGGUAAGGAUAGGAUUUGUCUCCAGCCUCCGCGUCACUGCAGCACAUGCAGUCCCACACAUCGCUGGUGGUAUGAAAGUUUUACCCUCCUGGAGGCCUGUCCCGGCAUUUCUUCAGAGGUGAGAUGGGCUGUGUUUCUAAUUCCCCUAUCCCUGCUGCCCCAUCCCCAGGACAGGGGCUUUUCAUAUGGAGAAGUCAGAACCACAACACAUGAGCAAUCUGAUGGUCCCACAGCCCAUUACACAUGCAAGGUUACUGAGGGAGGAGGAUGAAUGAUAUAUUGACCCAGACUUGCUUGAACUGAGAUUGCCAUAUUAUCUGUUCACAAAGCAGCCUUCACUCGUGUCAGUGAGAAUUGGAUGGACACACACGCCAACGAGCAAGGGGCUUCAGUCCAAUGCACUCUUUUCACAUUUUGUUGAAAUAAACCUCCACAUUUGUAGAAGA
This is a messenger RNA of Alexandromys fortis (reed vole), 7079 nucleotides long. RefSeq names its product acetyl-CoA carboxylase alpha (gene Acaca). Gene Ontology annotation, cellular component: mitochondrion. Gene Ontology annotation, molecular function: ATP binding; acetyl-CoA carboxylase activity. The transcript is spliced from 41 exons. The coding region runs from base 18 to 5174 and encodes 1718 amino acids. Lineage: Eukaryota; Metazoa; Chordata; Mammalia; Rodentia; Cricetidae. Gene Ontology annotation, biological process: fatty acid biosynthetic process. The record is from RefSeq and is a predicted model, not a curated record.